Messenger RNA from Armigeres subalbatus, 993 nucleotides. RefSeq lists its product as uncharacterized. The coding region runs from base 1 to 993 and encodes 330 amino acids. NCBI's taxonomy places the organism in Eukaryota, Metazoa, Arthropoda, Insecta, Diptera, Culicidae. The transcript has 3 exons. The record is from RefSeq and is a predicted model, not a curated record.
AUGAUUAAACUAUUCGAUGAACUGGACUCACUGUGUGCAACGGCGAUACUGAAUUCGAAAUCCUGGUCAGAAGUGCAAUCGGAUGUGCAAAUGCUACGUGCAACAUAUGCCGGUUAUAUCAAUUACCUCAACAAAGUGGAAGAUCGAGUAGAAAGUCAAUCCGUUGAUCAUCGAUGCAGCUUGUUGGAAAAUCGGUCUUUAAAAACUGUAGCAGCUAGUUCAUCCAGAACAUCGUUGACGAAACUUAUGUAUAAAGAACUAGAACAGCAACUUAACAGCGGAGAAGCAUACGCUCCUGUUAAUUUAAUACUGUAUGCUCCAUCAGAACGCAAAGCACGAUAUAAGUAUAUCCAGGGAUUAAGUUUCGACUUCGAUGUUCAGGUGUAUCGAUCGUUCAAGCCGAAUGCUACGUUCGUGUGGAAACUUCCCCAUCUUAAUGAACGGUCGGAAAUCCAGUUGUCAAAUACAAUUGUUCAUUUGGAAGAUGAUAUCGUUUAUCGCGUAAAAGCUGAUAAAUGCAAACAGGCAGCUGCAGUUUUCGGGGAAAUAGCAUCGUGGACCGUGCAAAAAGUUAAGGAGUUUAGCCAGUUGGCUACAGAUGAUGAUGAGGAUCCUAGCAGUUCUAAGCAAGAUGACUUGGACGGACUUAAAAUGUUAAUCGGCGAUGGUCAUGAAAUCGAGGAAGUUUUGCAUAUUGAAACCCAACAACUGAAUUCGAGGCAAGGCAAGUUUGACAAUUUCUGGAAAGCUGCUGAAAUCGUUAUCGCCGAAAAGGAUCUAUCGGUUGCUCAGGAAAGACGACACGGUACAACUAGCUGGAUUUCACCGCUGUGCGUUUCCUUGCGUGAUCUGAUGGACAUAUGCGAAGAAAAAAUGAAUCAGCUUUACCCAGGAUGUCCGAACAACAACGUACCCUCAGCUGAGUAUUUUCGUCUACAAUUUACACCCAGAAACCCACGUAAUCGUACCGCUGAAAGUGCGUACACUACGUAA